GCAAAAUCUGACCACUACUGUCCUCAACAUGGCUGAACGGACGGGUAGUGGAGGAGUUCCAGUGAUGUCAACAUCAAGAGAGGUCACGAGUCCGGGCUCAGUGAUCACCGAGCUCCUGGCAAGCUGUGACGAUUCCCAGCUGCUGCAGUUGACGGACUUCUACCGGGACAGGCUGGAGCAGGCGAUGGAAGGAGGGGUGCACGGAGUGAGCCUGGCGUUAACGGCCGAGAAUCAGUUCAGUGGAGAGGAACAUCGGAAAAUCUCUGAUCUCGCUGAUAAGGGAGAGCGGGCGGACAGUUCUAAACUCCUCCUGAGCCUGGUGAUGGAGAAAGGCUCCCGUGCCCGGAGGGUGAUGUGGGAAACCUUUGUGAAAAUGCGGAUUGGUGUCCCAAAGUUGGACAAAAUACUGAAAGAAGUACAGGAACAUGGUUGUGUUCUGGUCCAUCGACCCAUACCGGAGAUUCCCAGUGAGCUGAAAGACCAUCAAAAUCUGACCACAACUGUCCUCAAAUUGGCUCAAGGAGUGGGCAGGAGAGAAGUUCCAGUGAUGUCAAGAUCAGGAAAGGAUAUGGGUCCGAGCUCAGAGAUCACUGAGCUCCUGGCAAGCUGGAAUGAUUCCCAGCUGCUGCAGCUGACGGACUUCUACCGGGACAGGCUGGAGCAGGCGAUGGAAGGAGGGGUGCACGGAGUGAGCCUGGCGUUAACGGCUGAGAAUCAGUUCAGUGGAGAGGAACAUCGGAAAAUCUCUGAUCUCGCUGAUAGGGAGAGUGGGCGGACAGUUCUAAACUCCUCCUGAGCCUGGUGAUGGAGAAAGGCUCCCGCGCCCGGAGGGUGAUGUGGGAAACCUUUGUCAAAAUGCGGAUUGGUGUCCCAAAGUUUGACAAAAUACUGAAGGAAAUACAGAUGUAUGGUUCUGAUCCAUCCCAUCGAUCAAAUCCCACUCAAGGUUUACUCAAGAUUCUCAGUGAAUUGAAAGAUGCUCAACAGAAACACAAGGAGACUCUGCGGGCACAAACUGAAACACUGAGAGUGAACACGAUCCUGAUGAGGGAGAAGGUGAAGGUUUUCCAGCUGGUUGAUCGAUACGCUGAGCUCACGGUCAUUUCUACUGUUCGAGAUCGGAGACUGGUGGAACAUGAGCUGCUGGCAAGAGGCAGAGACCACGAGGAGUGGAGAGAGAAACAUCUCCGCAGAAAGCUGGAAAAAAUCCGGACUGAUCAGUUGUUCCAGAGCAGCUUUUCCCGGAGUAAAUCCAAAUCUGGGAGUUCGGCAGCAGUGGCUGGAGUCCCGGGGAUCGGGAAAACAACAAUGGUACAAAAGAUUGUUUAUGAUUGGGCCAUGGGGAAAAUAUACCAACAAUUCCAGUUUGUCUUCAGUUUCAAAUUCCGGGAUUUAAACUCUAUUAACUGCAGAAAAAACCUGAGGCAACUAAUUCAGGAUCAAUAUCCUUACUUUGGGAAUAUCCUGAGAGAUGUUUGGAAGAAUCCAGAGGGAUUGCUGUUUAUAUUUGAUGGUCUGGAUGAAUUCGAGCACUGAAUUGAUUUUGCUGACAGUCAAAGAGAUACAGAACCCAAGCACCAAUGCCCAGAUCCCGAGUGGUGGUGUGAAGUGUCUGACAUUUUGUACAGUUUAAUCCAGGGCAAGCUGCUCCCAGGGUGUUCAGUGCUGGUGACCACCCGUCCCACUGCGUUACAUUUAUUGGAUAAAGCCAAGAUCAGCGUCUGGGCUGAAAUCCUGGGAUUUGUUGGUGAGGAACGGAAGGAAUAUUUCAUCAGGUAUUUUGAAGAUCAGACGG
This is a messenger RNA of Hypanus sabinus (Atlantic stingray), 1795 nucleotides long. RefSeq lists its product as uncharacterized. NCBI's taxonomy places the organism in Eukaryota, Metazoa, Chordata, Chondrichthyes, Myliobatiformes, Dasyatidae. The record is from RefSeq and is a predicted model, not a curated record. The transcript has 9 exons. The coding region runs from base 29 to 796 and encodes 255 amino acids.